Myotis brandtii (Brandt's bat) is the source of this 4098-nucleotide messenger RNA. It is a transcript of the gene ZMAT3, whose product is annotated as zinc finger, matrin-type 3. The coding region runs from base 209 to 1075 and encodes 288 amino acids. Lineage: Eukaryota; Metazoa; Chordata; Mammalia; Chiroptera; Vespertilionidae. The transcript is spliced from 6 exons. The record is from RefSeq and is a predicted model, not a curated record. Gene Ontology annotation, molecular function: zinc ion binding; nucleic acid binding.
UGCGCUGCGUUUAUUGAUCGGGUUGUUUUGGAGCCUCUCACGUGCUCUGUUUGGACGAGCGGGGCGUGCAGCCGCCUGGCUCUCGCGCCGGCCCCCGCCUCGUGGGAGACCGGGAUUCCAUCUUUCGUGAUGGCAUCCUUAAGGGAUCGAGGUUUGAAGACGUAACUUCUCCGCGCGCAUUGGAUGAUGCCCAAGGCUUUUCUACCCAAUGAUCCUCCUGCAACACGCCGGGCUGCCUCUGCCUAAGCGGCCCUCCUCCUCUCCUCCUAUGUCAGUGGCCGCCAGGUCUACAGGGACCUUGCAGCAUCCACCGCAGAGGCCUUUUGUGCAGGAGGCUUCCCUACCGCUGGCAGGGGAAGAAGAGUUACCAAAGGCAGGGGAGCAAGACCCUACCCUGGAGGAUCUGUGUAAGCCCCUUUACUGCAAACUCUGCAAUGUCACCUUGAACUCAGCGCAGCAAGCCCAGGCUCAUUAUCAGGGUAAAAAUCAUGGUAAGAAACUCAGAAAUUACUAUGCAGCAAACAGCUGUCCUCCUCCUGCCAGAAUGAGCAAUGUGGUAGAACCUGUGGCCACUCCAGCUGUUCCAGUCCCUCCACAGAUGGGCUCCUUUAAGCCGGGAGGCCGAGUGAUCCUGGCCACAGAGAAUGAUUACUGUAAGCUCUGUGAUGCCUCCUUUAGUUCUCCAGCUGUGGCUCAGGCUCACUAUCAAGGGAAGAAUCAUGCCAAGAGACUGCGGCUGGCGGAAGCUCAGAGUAACUCGUUCUCGGAAUCCUCAGAGGCCGGUCAACGGCGGGCCCGGAAAGAAGGGAAUGAAUAUAAAAUGAUGCCUAAUAGGAGAAAUAUGUAUACAGUACAGAAUAAUACAGGUCCGUACUUCAAUCGCCGCUCUCGGCAGAGAAUUCCGCGUGAUCUGGCCAUGUGCGUUACUCCAAGUGGCCAGUUUUACUGCUCGAUGUGCAAUGUUGGGGCUGGCGAAGAGGUGGAAUUCCGGCAUCAUUUAGAGAGCAAGCAGCAUAAAAGCAAGGUGUCUGAACAGCGGUACAGGAAUGAGAUGGAGAAUCUGGGCUAUGUAUAGGGAUCGUUGUGUUCAGAUAGAGCAGCUCGUCCUGCCUGUUAUUUGCCUUCUGUCAACAUGCCCUGCUUUGUGGUCCUUUUGAUAUAAGUACAUUCCUCUGCUUAAUGUUAAUACUUGUAACUGCAGUGGUACCGUGAGAUGUCAACAUUGGGGAAGGACAAGAGCGUGCUUCUUAGGUCAUGAUGCUUUUUCAGGUCAGCUGUGUUGAGUUACUUAGAGCAUGUGACCUCCCUACCCCAUGAAAAAUAAAUUUUUAUCUUGACCAAGUUCUGGUCAGUAAGAAGCCUGACCACUUAGAGCUUUAACUAUUUAAAAAUCUCAUCUUCGUUUGCAAUUUUGUGUACUGUUAAGGAUUUUAUUGAGUUCUUCAGAUCACAGUAAAAACAGGUAAGCAGAGAUUUCACUUUCCCAAGGCUCCUUUGGAACCUCACCUCAACUCAAUAUCUUGUCGGUAGGACAUACUAUUAUAAACUGCAUUAGGGUCUUUCCCAGGACAUUUUUCCUCUUAUCAUGUCUUCCCAUGAUUGAGAUGAAGGUUUUCUUGGAUUCAGACACCUCCGAAGUCCUUGUGGACUUCCAAACAGUGUAACUUCAUUUCCAGUUAUGGAUUUCACACGUUUAAAUGCUACCUUUCCCCAUCCUCGCCACCCCGGUUGAAUUAGCUUGUCCCAUAAGGUCAUUUUCAUGUCCCAUCUAUGUUGUGGGAUUUCCAAGCCCCACAUUUGAAUAUCCAAUGAAUUUAAGAUAGAUACGAUAUUUUUUUAAAAAAAUAUUUUUCAGCUGGUUUUAGGAAAUGUAAAGAUGUGUUUGAUUUUUCAAUUUAGAGUUACUUAGUUGAUAAUAACUUGUUACUUAUAUGAUGGCCUCAGUCAUAAAUUUAGAUCUCUGGGUAUUUGGUUUGGCAGACUGUAGAUACACUGAUCCUUAUAUUUUACUUACAUUCAUCUGUGUGUUGUUAGUUGGCUGUCCUGAAAAAUACUGUUUCACAGAGAGGAAUUUUUAAAAAGUUGAUUCAAUUUCAUUAUCAUUUCAAGUAGAAAAAUACAUGAACUUUGAUUUCAUUCUUUCUAAUUAAGCUUCCUUGAAAAUAGUAGAAAUACAUUAUAGAUUACUUGUUAUCUGAUAAUUACAGCAGUAUUAUUAGUUUUGUAUUUUUUUUUAAAGCUCUAGUGUAUGUCUAGAUUAAGUAAUGGAGUACUCUAUGAACUUUCAUUAACUGUAUUUUACCUACUUACUGUAUUUACAUGGAUAAGGCUGGUGCUCAUCCAUACUUCUUUUGAAAGGCCACAAAGAAGUUUAUGUUGAGCAGUAUUUUUGCAUUAUGGUCAAUUCAUACUUGAUUGCUCAUUAAAAAAUACCAAACUCCCGUUUUCCCUUGAGAAUUCUAUAUGCAAAGAGAUGAGGAGAAGGAAAAUUAUAACAAUUCCUUUCUUUAAUACUUCUAAACAAUGUUGAACGCUCUAGACUCAUGUUUAAAAUUCAGUUUUGUGAUUAACCUCUGGUACAGUAUCAAGUCACUCUUCUGUUGGAGUGAUGGUUUUUGAAAAGUAAAAUUAUUUAAUAAUAUUUUUCUUUCCCAGAAACAGAAGAAUAAUAUUCAGUUGAGAUUCUCUUUAGAGCUGUGACUCUUAGCAAAAUAAUCCUUUGUGCAGUAAUUUAUAAAAUACAGUUGAUGAGUUUAGGGCAAUUUAGAACUUAUUUUAUUGGUCAGUACAUUAUUCAUUUUGCUGCUAAGUAUAAUUUUUUGGUAGAUUUUAAUAUUACAGUGCUGGCCACUUGGUUCUAUGAUUAUUUAAAAAUCCCAUUUUCCCUUCUCUCUGUAUGUGUAUUUAUAUACAUAUAGACACAUGUAUAAAAUUAUAGGUAUAUGCUUUUAUGUGUUACCACAGAGAAGAUUUCAUUGAAUUCUUAUUUCAGAUAACAGUAAAAGAUUGUGGAUAAGAAUUUGCAUUUUGUAAAGGUGACAUUCAUCCACUUUCAGUUUUUCCUUUGCAAAUAAAAUUAAAGGAAGGGUUUUCCUCACUCUCCCCACCUAAUAAUUUCAUUAUAUAUACAAAAACCAGUGGAUUUAAGGCCUUGAUGUGUUUUUCUGGCCUUUCGUGUUCAGGUUGCCAGUCUCCCAGUGCCCUUAAUGGAUGUUAGGAAUGCAUAAACGCAUUUUCUUUGAAAGAAAAAAGAUCUAUAGUGUUAUUUCUUACUUGCUAUAUUUCUUUGCACUAAAAAAGAGCUAUGUUUUUGUUUUAUAUGAACACUUUAGAUACCAUAUUGCCUACAAUAACUUGGUUUGCUCCUUAAUUUCUAAACUCUAGGAAGUUGGUAAAUAACUUCCGUGAUCAUUUAUAGAAGUUACAUACACACCCCCCUAAAAAGCCCCUACACAUCUCUGUGACAGUGGGUUGUGUUCUGGGCUCGAUACCUUGCAAUGAUCUGUGUUCCAUAGGUGAGACAAAGGGUGAGGCUGUCAGAAAGGAAAUGCCUGAAUAAAGACAUUUCUGCAUGGUGCAGUUUCUCAUAUCCACGCAUUCCUCAUAGACAGUGUUUUCCCUGUCGGAAAGCUUGUUGUGACUACUGCAGUCCGUGACUUGUGAUCUCUGUUGAUUUCAUUUGUGAAGUCCAGUCUUGCUCUGUAACGUGCUUGAGACUUUGCAUCCUGUGUUCCCCAGGAAUCAUGUUAGUGUCUUUUAUAUGCUGUGUACAAGGACAGACUGAGGCCCAACUGACGGAACAUCUGGAGUCAAUUAAAUUAAAUAGAUUUCAGUAAUCACCUGCAAGAACUCAUGGCAUCCAAGUCUAUCUUCUCUGUGAAUAUCUUUGGGUAAGUUGUCAUUGUGAGAAGAUGACAGAAACUCUGCUAACAUAUUGAGGGCAAGAAGUUGUAAAGGAAAAAUAACAUGUCCCAAUUAAAAGAUUGGAUUGCAUAUGCCUUUGAAGUGUUGUUGUUUUUUCCCCCCAAAAAAGUGAAGCUAUAAAACUGAGUUUGCCAUGUAUUCCUUUUGACUCCACAUUGAACAGAAAAUACAUUA